This is a messenger RNA of Ectocarpus siliculosus, 3810 nucleotides long. NCBI's taxonomy places the organism in Eukaryota, Phaeophyceae, Ectocarpales, Ectocarpaceae. The record is from the annotation of a GenBank genome assembly.
AUGCCACCGGUGCAAGGCGGACGGUGCCAGUCUCCUGGAAAGGGCCAAAGUCCCGAUGGACGGUGGAUGCUGAAGCUCAUCUAUCCGAACGCGGUCAACCUCGACUCGUAUCUCGGGGUGUGGUUGCAAGCUGUCGCGGCGGCAGCAGCGCCUGGCUCUGCGUCCCUGGCCGCAAUCGAGGGCUGCGGCGGACCUGCCUCGUACCUUAGCCGCCAGGAUGACGGCCCGGAGUACAAGAAGAUGUUGAAGGAAACCCUUGUCGCCUUCCACCCUUCUCCUGUACAAGCGGUGCCAGGGGAGGCCCACGCACCUCUGCCGCGCCACGCGUCACUUCAGCACAGGUCCUCCAUGGCAGACCUUCUGGAUCGCGUGGUGAAAUCGCUCCUGCGCUCAUCGACCGUGGGAGGACAGGGGAACAGUGUCGGCGGGUACUACGCCGCUCAGGGAGACGACCCGCGCCGUAACGUCCUCUCCCUCGGAUGCCGAGUAGCGGGACCGCAGGCGACGAGCGAGCUGCUGAGCGUGCAAGGGGUAGCAUGCACGUUUCCUAACACUACGGUCAACGUCAUCCGGUCGCCUCCGUGGGAGCUCCUGCUGUCCAGAAUUGGGGAUGACUUGAUGUUUGCUCUCCUGAGACAGCACGCCGUGCUGCAGCGGCUGCCUAACCGCUGGUACAUGCAGGCACCGGCGGCGGCCGGCGGGGAGCAGGCUGGCCCGCCGCCCGCCGCCUCGCACCAAGGAACUACCGGCAACCGCGCCACGAACGGAAAUACCUCUGGCUCUCCCGUCGGAGAUCCCGCUAUCAUCAGCAGGGUCGCCCACGACUUGGUACGCGACGCGUUUGCUAGCAGCCUGCACGGUGAGGACCUGGGCCGGCAGCAGCAGCCCCUGGGCGACGCGGCCCACGGUAAGGGCAGACCGGGGGUGCUCCAGCGCGCCGGGUCGGGAGUGAUGCCGAAGGCGACGGGAGCCUCGGGAAAGGUAGCUCUAGGGGAUGGGGGGGCGCGCCGCAGGCUUCCAAAGAGGCUGCGACGAGCUGUUCCGCUGUUCGAGGAAAGGAUUGGGAGAGCGCACCGCUGCAACAUCGGGAGGCUGCUGGAGGCGCAGUGCCCUCUGCCGCAGUCGGUACGCGGAACGAAGGCGGGGAAACGAGGAGCAGGCGAGGGAGAGCAGCCGCUAGGCCCCAACAAGAGGGAGGGGGGGUUUCAAGCCGCGGCGCCCCCACCCAGUCCGUCCGACGUUUCUACCUUGCACGAGGAGGUUGGGGAGCAAGCGGAAGAUGUUUCAGCGGCGGAUUUGUUGCGGCAGGAGGUCACGGCGAGCGGGGAUGAAGACUCUGGUUGGGAAGGAGGGGGAGGAGACAACAGCAGCAGCAGCAGCAGCAACGACAGCGAGGAUGAAAAUAAGGAGCCGGGGGAGAGCGACGAAGAGGAAGACGUGAUGGACACCGGAUCGACCGUGAAGGAAGUGCGCAUGGAAGACAACGACUCUUUUACCGUACGCACUCAUGGCGGCGUCGGCGGGAUAUCGUGCGCCGACGGCAUGCAGGGAGAGGAGGAGGAGGAGGAGGGUAUCGGAAGCGUCCUCAGCAGCGACAGGGCUAGUGCCGAACGAGCGGCCGAGCCAGAGCGACUCUUUCGUGGAGGGUGCGCGGAUGCCUCCCCGUGGGGAUCUGUAUCUCGGGGAGCGCACGAGUCAGGCGGCGGCUCGAGCGGUUCGAGCAGCGGGGGGGACGACAGUGGGAAUAUUUCGGAUGCUACCCUGCUUGACGAAGCCCCGACGGCUAACGGUGCAAGCGCGCUUGCCGCAGGGGUACAGGCCAGUCCCCCCCUUCCCCCCCCCGACCAACCCACGUUCAGCGUGGACCCCAACACGACGUUCAUCGAGAUGGCUACUGAGCACCGGCGGGUGGUGGAUUUCCUUUGCCAAGCGUGCCACAGGAUAUUCCCGACAGAGCUGUGGGGAUCCAGGCGCAACAUGGUGUGCCUAUCCCGAGGGAUCGAGCGCUUCGUCGUUCUCCGAUGGCACGAGACCAUGUCGGUGUUGGAGGUGACCGCGGGCAUGCGCACGUCAGAUCUAGAAUGGAUGGCCGUCGGCGCAGCGGAUGGGAAAGCUCCGCCGCCGCCGCCGCCGCCGCAGCAGCAGCAGCAGCAACAAGACCAAGAGCCAGCGAAGACGCGGAGGGUUAACAACGGGAAGCGGAAGGCGAAGGGAGGCCCAGUCGGGGGCGACGGCAACUGCAAGCGUCCUAGGGGGGGUGCCGACGCCGGCGGGGCCGCAAACGGGACAGACAGAGCCAGGGCGGACUCGCAUGGGCAUCACGGAAGUGAAAGGAUUCACGGCGGCGGCGGCGGCAGGGGUAGCGGCAGCGUUGAAGCCAGAGGGUCGUUUCCUGGUACGUCGAACCAAGGCACCAAGCGGGCAGACACGUCGAAGAAGAAGAAGGCUAGGGGCGGGGGCAAGGGGAGGGUGGCAGUGGGGUCUAAGGGAGACAAAUCGAUUCGGCGGCGGCGGCGGCGGCGGACACGCCAGCGUCUCCCCCCGAGCGAUUUGGCGAAGCGAGUCGAGCUUUUGGAGGCCCUAGUGCUCUGGACGUUCAAGGACGUCAUCGUACCGCUGUUGAGGUCGCUCUUCUACGUCAUGGAGUGCGAGACGGCGUCCCAGGAAGUCUUCUUCUUCCGGAAGCCGGUGUGGGCCAGGUUCAGGACGGCGUCGCUUCGGCACCUGACAUCGCGGCAGUACCGACGAAUCAGCAUGCAAGAAGCCCUCCAGAGGCGCGACGGUUUCGCCGGACAAGCGGAAGAGGGGGCGGCGAACCGGCAGCCAUUUCGCCCCCUCCACAUCGGCACGUCCUGCACCCAGAGCGGGUCUCCGACGAGGAGGAGAAACGUUGGCGGGGGUGCUAGUGGGCAAAGCGGGUUUGGCGCCAAGGGCGGGCGGGGACGUCUCAACCACCACGGGUGGGCGUUUCCCGUGUCCGAGGUGCGACUCGUGCCCAAGCCGAACGGGGUCCGAGCCAUCGCGAACCUGUCCAAGAGGACGUGGGCCGACAGGAGUCGCGUGCAAUGGGUCAAGGGCGUCCCUCUUCCUCUACCGGCGCCACGAAGGGUUUCCAAUCUGGAACGCGCGACGAGCAACGCGUCCGCAUCCUCCGGCGGGGCAGGGGCUGGUGCUAAGGAGACUCCGAGGGUGGGAGGUGGUCGCCUGGGAAGCGAGGCUGCUGGGCUAGGGUCAAGGAGAGGGGGAAGGGGGUCUCGCGGGGACAGAGGAGGGUGGGAGGGGGCGGUCGAGGAGGACGGUCGGGGGGGGCAGGAGCGGCAGCAGUACCCUCCUGCCCUCCACCAACAUGCAGCUGUCCAACGCUUUCCAUGUCCUGAAGAACGAGUACGUCAAGAAUCCCUCCUUGGUGGGGGCGGGGGUGUUCGGGCUGGACGACGUCUUUGCCCGGCUCGACUGAUGGACGUUGUCCGGCCCCUAGUAACGUCGGAGGACUACGUGGUUCAAAAGUACACCAAGUCACACCCCUUCAAGGCCAUGGGAAGAGUACAGGUGAACCACGUUAAGGAGGCGGUCGCGAUGGAGGACCUGGUGCAGUUUCAGACCUGCAGUGAGAAGUUGGCGGACGAGAGCGUCGACACUAUCUUCACCGACCAAGUCGUCUACGGCAUCGUGAACAGGCGCCACGAAGGGUUUCCAAUCUGGAACGCGCGACGAGCAACGCGUCCGCAUCCUCCGGCGGGGCAGGGGCUGGUGCUAAGGAGACUCCGAGGGUGGGAGGUGGUCGCCUGGGAAGCGAGGCUGCUGGGCUAG